UCCAUUUUGGUCCAGACAAGAGGAAGCGGGUGUGUGGUGUAGCUUCGACUCAGAAAUAGUCAGGUCAUGUCUUUAAAGAUGGAGAUGGACGUCAGUGGAGUGUCCAGGACGCCCAUGUCUGUUCUGCCUGCCGCUGAGCCGAAAGCCACCCUACAACUGGAGACGGAGAAACGGCGAUGCUCCAGCACACCCUGUUCUCCCAUCAGAGGUACUGUUUCGGGAUACCAGAUUGUCCACAUGGACUCCAACUACCUGGUGGGUUUCACCACGGGGGAGGAGCUUCUGAAGCUGGCCCACAAGUGGCCGGGGACGGAGAAGGCCGCCACAGAGGCCUUGCCGAGCCCACGGGCAAAACCACUGGACGCGGGCCUCCACCGGGCCUCUCGAAUUUACAAAACCAAGAGCCGCCACUACCAGCCUUACGACAUUCCCGCCGUCAACGGCCGGCGGCGGAGGCGCAUGCCCAGCUCGGGUGACAGUUACCUCAAGCCACCGCCAGGCGAGCCCAGCAAGGCCCUUCACGGCCCCCUACCGCUCUGCCUUCUGCGGGGGAAAAGGUCGCAGUCGCUGGACUACCUCAACGUGGACAAAAUGAGCAUGAUGGAGCCAGCAGACACCGAGGUCCUGCAGCACCAGCUCCAACACCUCACUCUCCGAGGCGAGCGGGUGUUUACCCGGAACAAGACCUGAGGUGGGGGGGGGGGCAGCUCUCUCCCUCCCCCCCAUCCCCCCC
Molecule: messenger RNA, 733 nt
Organism: Megalops cyprinoides (Indo-Pacific tarpon)
Lineage: Eukaryota; Metazoa; Chordata; Actinopteri; Elopiformes; Megalopidae
Product: macrophage immunometabolism regulator-like
Exons: 2
Coding region: 67-690 (207 amino acids)
Biological process (GO): negative regulation of cytokine production involved in inflammatory response; negative regulation of fibroblast migration
Source: RefSeq, a predicted model, not a curated record